Messenger RNA from Anolis carolinensis (green anole), 2930 nucleotides. RefSeq names its product oocyte zinc finger protein XlCOF6-like. Gene Ontology annotation, molecular function: RNA polymerase II cis-regulatory region sequence-specific DNA binding; DNA-binding transcription factor activity. The transcript is spliced from 6 exons. The record is from RefSeq and is a predicted model, not a curated record. Gene Ontology annotation, biological process: regulation of transcription by RNA polymerase II. Lineage: Eukaryota; Metazoa; Chordata; Lepidosauria; Squamata; Anolidae. The coding region runs from base 437 to 2431 and encodes 664 amino acids.
CGCACCACCCACCCGGGAUGCCGCCAGGCCUUUGUCCGGCAGGGUCUGCGUUCUGCCUGGAGGGGAGACUCGGGAGAGAAGCCCCUGCUCGGCCCCUCCCUUCCUCCCUCGGGACCUUCCCCGCUGUUGUGCAGGCGAGGCCUUUGGCAGCCCUGAGGCCUCUUACUUGGGCCCGAGAGACACCCUGGGCCCCGCCUCGUGAGGCGGCGCAAUCUCUCCAGCAGAAUUGGGACACUCUUGUGGGAAUCCCGCGGGGUUUCAGUGGACAGGGAGACCAUUUGGGGGUAGUUUUCAGUGUGUUCUCUCUCACUGGAGCUGACACUGAUUUGUAAGGUUCCACCAGUUCUCCCAGGCCUCACACUCUGAAAGUCAUUUGAGGGAAGAGGUGGACACAUCUUCAUCCAUUUUGGAGGCAGCCUAGAACCACAGAACCAAGAUGGAAGGGCAAGAGCCAGCUGCCGCCCAGUUAAAAGUAUUUCCUUCUGCUGUUGAGGCAGAGAACAAUAGAACAUUCUGGAAGGACCUUUGGGGGAAAGACCAGGAGAGCAAUCACUUCCAUUCAGACCUUCGGUGCCAGCACUUCCGGCAUUUCCGCUAUGAGGAGGCCUUGGGGCCCCGGAAGGUGUGCAGCCGCCUCCACUCUCUCUGCCGCCUGUGGCUGAAGCCUGAGCGACAUUCCAAGGCGGAGAUGCUGGACCUGGUGAUCCUGGAUCAGUUCCUGGCCAUCCUUCCUGUGGAGAUGGAGCUCUGGGUGAGGGAAUGUGGGGCAGAGACCAGUUCCCAGGCCGUGGCUUUGGCUGAAGGAUUCCUCCUGAGUCAGGAAGAGGAGAGGAAGAGGGAGAAGCCCCAGGUGCAGGACUCUUCUGCAGAUGAGACUAGUCAGGUGGAGGAGUCUCCUUCAGACACCAUGUGCGUUGCCCAGACUGGAAAUGGAGCAUAUUUGACAGUUGGCAGUGAAACAUGGGGAAUUGAUAGUAGCACAACUUUUCAUGAUUCUCUUCUAAGAAGUGAUUCUGUGGGACCAGAUCAGGUGACUUUUGAAGAUGUGUCUGUGGAUUUCUCAGCGGAGGAGUGGGCCCUCUUGGAUCCAAGACAAAAAGCCUUGCACCAGCAAGUCAUGGAGGAGAAUUUAGGGAUUGUGUCAUCUCUGGCGGAUACACCAUUUGAAUGUUUGGAAUGUGGAAAACGUUUCUAUAGCAAGUUUGGCCUUGUUUAUCAUCACAGAACUCACACAAGAGAGACACCAUUCAGAUGCCCAGAGUGUGGAAAGAGCUUCAGUCAGAAAUCAGACCUCGUUUGCCAUCAAAAAACUCACACAGGAGAGAGACUGUUUAAAUGCCGAGAGUGUGGAAAGAGCUUCAGUCAGAAAUCAGACCUUGUUUGUCAUGAGUCAACUCACGCAGGAGAAAAACUGUUUAAAUGCCAAGAAUGUGGAAAGAGCUUCAGUCACAAAUCAUACCUUGUUUGCCAUCAGGCAAUUCACACAAGAGUAAAGACAUUUAAAUGCUCGCAGUGCGGAAAGAGCUUCAGUCAUAAGGGAGGCCUUGUUGGUCACCAAGUAGCAAUUCAUACAGGAAUAAAGCCAUUCAAGUGCUCAGAAUGUGGAAAGAGCUUUAGUGAAAAGAGAAACUUUAUUAGUCAUCAGGUAACUCACACAGGAAUGAAGCCAUUUAAAUGCCUGCAGUGUGAAAAGAGCUUCAGUCAAAAACACAUCCUUAUUUGUCAUCAGGCAACUCACACAGGAGUAAAACCAUUUAAAUGCUUGCAGUGUGAAAAGAGCUUUAGUAAUAAGGGAAACCUUAUUCGUCAUCAUGCAACUCACACACGAGAGAAGCCAUUUAAAUGCUCAGUGUGUGAAAAGAGCUUCAGUCAAAAGGGACACCUUAUUAGUCAUCAGUCAACUCACACAGGAGUAAAGCCAUUCAAAUGCUUGCAGUGUGAAAAGUGCUUCAGUCACAAGCACCACCUUAUUAGUCAUCAGUCAACUCACACAGGAGUAAAGCCAUUCAAAUGCUCAGUGUGUGAAAAGAGCUUUAGUCAUAAGGGAAACCUUAUUCGUCAUCAUGCAACUCACACACGAGAGAAGCCAUUUAAAUGCUCAGUGUGUGAAAAGAGCUUCAGUCAAAAGGGAAACCUUAUUAGUCAUCAGUCAACUCACACAGGAGUAAAGCCAUUCAAAUGCUUGCAGUGUGAAAAGUGCUUCAGUCACAAGCACCACCUUAUUAGUCAUCAGGUAACUCACACAGGAGUAAAUCCAUUCAAAUUCUUGCUGUGUGAAAAAAGCUUUAGUCUAAAGCACCACCUUAUUAGUCAUCAGGCAACUCACACAGGAGAGAAGCCAUUUAAAUGCAUGCAGUGUGAAAAGAGCUUCAGUGAAAAGAGAAGCCUUAUUCGUCAUCAGGCAACUCACACAGAAGUAAAGCCCAUUUAAAUGCACAGUGUGUGGAGAGAACUUCAGUCACAACCACGGCUUUAGUUGUCAUCAAGGAAAUCACACAGUGGAAACAAACCAGAGUGUGGAAAGAUCUGCAGUUGAAAUACAAGCCUUCUUUUUAAAUUGUCAACCCACAAGAUAAAAAUGAGUUAAAGGCAGCAUCCCUUGUUUUACAUCAGAGGGGGCAUGAAUCCUUGUCAUAGAAACACUGAAUUAAAAAGCCUGAUUGAUUUUCUUUGAUGAAAUAUCUCAUUAAGCAUAACUGAUAAUAUUUUGAGAGCUAAAGGAAAGAUAUUUCUGGAUUUUUCAUCCAUUCAUGUAUUUUUAUUAUUGCAAAUAUUUCCUGUCAUGUAUAAUCAGGAUUAAAAAGACAUUUAAUUGAGAAGUUUGAUGAGAAGUGGGUUUGAUAAUGAGUAACAGCCCUGUGUGCCAUGUAAUUCUAUGUAUGUGGGAAUGGGUUUUCUUUUAAGAAAUACCUAAUAAAGCAUAACUGAUA